CCCCCAUGCAUCUCAUCUCAUCAAAACAAAACCAACCGACUAAAUGUUCGUUUUAUUUUGGCUGUUACUAUUUCUUACGGACUUGUCGGUUUCACAGCUAGAACUUUCUACUGCAUCCGAUAUAUAUAGUAUUCAUCACUCGUUUAAUUUUUAGCCUUGGUCUUCGCAAUAAAUAAUAGUAACUUCUAAUAGAUGAGGCCAACCAAAGUAGUAACGUAGUAGUAGCAACCAGCAACAAUAUUCAAUCUCAUACACAGAAAAAUGGGUGCUUUGGAUCACAUCUCUGAGCUCUUUGACUGCUCCCACGCCAGCUCCAAGCUCAAGAAGAAACGCAAACAAUUCCAGACGGUGGAGGUGGAAGUGAAGAUGGACUGCGAAGGGUGUGAAAGAAAGGUGAAGAAAUCGGUGGAAGGGGUGACAGAAGUGGAGGUGGAUCGACAGGGUAGCAAGGUGAGUGUUUCGGGGUACGUGGAACCCUCAAAGGUGGUUUCACGCAUCGCUCACCGCACCGGCCUUACGUGAAAUCGUUAUGUGAAUCUGAUGUGAACACCACACCACACCACACCUCAUCCUGUCUUAUUGGUUAGUUUCUCUUUCCUUUUGUUUUUCUUUUUCUUGUAUCAUAUCGUAGUAGCAAAAAAAAAAAAACAACAUAAAAGUAAAAUAGGUCACCUGUUCAUGAGGGGAACGCUUUUGGCAAUGGACAUGUAUCCUUAAUAGUGAUGUUUUAUUUAUUUAUAAUGUCAUGUUGGGAAAUUUGAUAUCUUUGUAUUGUAAUUAAUGAUUAUUUUAUGAAUCCAUAUAUUACAAAUUAA
This is a messenger RNA of Glycine soja, 815 nucleotides long. RefSeq names its product heavy metal-associated isoprenylated plant protein 26-like. Gene Ontology annotation, molecular function: metal ion binding. The record is from RefSeq and is a predicted model, not a curated record. NCBI's taxonomy places the organism in Eukaryota, Viridiplantae, Streptophyta, Magnoliopsida, Fabales, Fabaceae. The coding region runs from base 262 to 522 and encodes 86 amino acids. The transcript is spliced from 2 exons.